AAGGGCUGCGCUAAGAAAAAUACAACUCAUUGCUUAUAAAUACGUAAUGCUUUGUUACGCGGAAACGUGGAAUAUUAUCUUAGUGUCGUUUUUUCCACGUUACGGAGUUUCUUUUUAGAGACAGUCUCCAAGGGAAUACGGAAUAAGCCUUGCGAUUAAGCGUGAAUAUUCGACGAGAAAUGUGAUUGUAAAAUCUCGUGAAGUAUUCCUUUGCUACCGUGCUAUAACAAAAUGUCUUUUUACGACAAUCACUACUAUUAUUUCAACAAAACUUCUCUAUGCAUUAUCGGCCAAUGGCCGUUUCAAUCGCGACUGAGGAAUAACGCGAUGGCAGCCGUUACGGUGUUUUUCAUUUCCAGCUUGACGGCCCUUGAGCUCUGGGGCUUACUAGCCGGGAUUACGGAUUUGAGCAUCAUCAUGGAGAACACUUCGCCAUUGUUAGUGUGUGUUUUCAUCAUUGUGAAAUUAGUCAACUGUUUCAUGAAUAAUUAUAAAAUGAAAGAACUUCUGGAGAAUAUUGAAGAGACGUGGAACGUAAUGCACGUAGGACCAGAGAAUAAAAUAUUACGGCAAUAUGCGGAGGAAAACAAAAUCUUGUCAAAACGAUACGCAAUUGGCCUUUACAUGAUGUGGCUCUUCUAUACUACGCCACCGAUCAUUAUUACCGGGAUAUAUACGUUUUUACCGACGAACGAAACGUACUCGGCCAGGUUUCUAUAUCGUAUGGAACACGUUCUCGACAUGGACAAAUAUUACAACCUAUUGAUGCUACAUGGGUUUAUCGGCGUAUUUUACAUAGUGUCUGUGCCGAUAGCUGUCGAUAGUCUGUUCACACUCUGUGUUCAGCACGUUGGCGCGUUGUUCACAUGUGUAAAAUACAACUUAGAGCAAGUACGAGGGUCGAAGGUAGUGCUCGAUCCGGAUAUCGCAGACGAUGAAGCAUACCAUAGCAUAAUCAGCUGCAUCAAAUUGUACAAACGUAUCUUAAAAUUUUCCGAUCUGCUCGCAUCAGCCUUCGCAACAUCUUUUUUAUUUCUGCUGGGAAAUGUUGUUGUUUGUUUAAGCUUUGGCUCAGCAGAGUUGGUAAUGGUGGACAUUCAAUUUGACGAAAUCGUUAGAAUUAUUGCUUCUAAUGUAGCGCAGUUGGGACAUAUAUAUUAUUUGAGUUUAACUUCUCAACGAUUAAUCGAUUACAGCGACGAGAUUCAUAACAUAGUUUACAGCUGCAACUGGCACUCAAUUUCAUUAAGAUCAAGAAGUCUAUUGAUAUUCACAUUAAUGCGUACUACUAAACCGUGCCAAGUAAAAGCUGGAAACAUGUUCGUGAUGUCGCUGGAGAGCUUUAGUGCGAUUUUAAAAAUGACUAUGUCUUAUUUUACAAUGCUCACGUCAAUGCAGUAACAAUCAAGUAUAAUGGAUAAGUAAAAUCGCGUGUUAAAUAAAUAAGCUAACAAUAGUUAUAGGUAUUGUAUAAUAAAUUGAUAUCUUAUUUAU
Molecule: messenger RNA, 1494 nt
Organism: Vollenhovia emeryi
Lineage: Eukaryota; Metazoa; Arthropoda; Insecta; Hymenoptera; Formicidae
Product: odorant receptor 9a-like
Exons: 9
Coding region: 232-1401 (389 amino acids)
Biological process (GO): detection of chemical stimulus involved in sensory perception of smell; sensory perception of smell
Cellular component (GO): plasma membrane
Molecular function (GO): olfactory receptor activity; odorant binding
Source: RefSeq, a predicted model, not a curated record